Molecule: messenger RNA, 525 nt
Organism: Scatophagus argus
Lineage: Eukaryota; Metazoa; Chordata; Actinopteri; Scatophagidae
Gene: pgpep1l
Product: pyroglutamyl-peptidase I like
Exons: 4
Coding region: 1-525 (174 amino acids)
Biological process (GO): proteolysis
Source: RefSeq, a predicted model, not a curated record
AUGAAUGAAGCAGAAGUCGUGGUCGUUACAGGCUUUGGACCUUUCAGGCAGUUCUUAGUGAACCCCAGCUGGACAGCAGCUCAGGUAGUGUUUGAGAAGCAGCAGUCAGUGCGUUACAUGCACACUUUUGCUGUGCAUUUGGGCGUAGCCAGAGGCUCCAGUGUCGUCAUUUUGGAGCAGACGGGGAAGAACAGCGGGUACAGAGAUAAGGAUGUGAGCGGCUUCUGUCCUGAGAAUCACUGCUGCGUGGAAGGAGGACCGGAGAAACUGGACUCGGUCGUUGACAUGAGGGCUGUGGUCAGACAAGCAGCGAUGGAUGUCAUUUAUUCAAGAGACGCUGGCAGGUACCUUUGUGAUUUUGCGUAUUACUGCUCACUGUAUCACGGUCAGAGGCGAGCGGCCCUCAUCCAUGUGCCUUCAUCUGGCAGCCUGACCUCAGCUGACAGACUGGUACCUCUGCUGCAGACCCUCAUUCAGAUCAUGCUCCACCAGCUGGAGGAGCCUUCAGACAGGCAGUCACAGUAA